UAGACUCACUCUAGAAAAGACCAUUCUACUUCUAUAUUAAGCGAGAGUGUCAUAGAGCCUCACAUAUAUAUUUAAAGUCUCUUGAAUAAAUAAAUAAAUAGUAAGAGUAAUCAAUAAUUCACUUGUUCUCAAGCUCAGUCAUCACCAUCAUCAUCUUACUUCACGUUGGGCUAGAAUUGACCUGAGAGAAGUGAUACGUGACGGGAUCUGAUUAGUUUACCGGAAAUAAAAUGGGGAGGACGACUUGGUACGACGACGAGGGUUUGAAAAAAGGAGAGUGGACGGCGGAAGAAGACAGGAUGCUCGUCGCUUACAUCAACGAAUACGGUCUUGGGGACUGGCGUGCUAUGCCUAAGAGAGCCGGUCUGCAAAGAUGUGGAAAGAGUUGUAGAUUAAGGUGGUUAAAUUAUUUGAGGCCGGGAAUUAAAAGAGGCAAGUUCACUCCUCAGGAGGAAGAAGAUAUCAUCAAAUUUCAUUCCCUUCUUGGUAACAGGUGGGCAGCAAUAGCAAAGGAAAUGCCAAACAGAACAGACAAUGACAUAAAGAAUCAUUGGAACUCAUGUCUUAAGAAAAGACUCGUUAGAAGUGGAAUCGAUCCCAUGACCCAUGAGCCUGUCGUCAACGUGAAAGCUAAUUCCUCCUCAACGACGUCCUCUCCAACACUGACCCCUUCUUCUUCUACUACUUCUUCCUCAUUUUCCUCCACAAGCUCCGCACGUCUACUUAACAGGCUUGCUGCGGGAAUCUCCUCCAGAAAACAGGGAUUCGAUAGGAUCAAGAGUGUGAUAUUAUCAGAACCAAGACAAGCUGUUAAAGAAGAUGCCUUGAUGAUAAGCAGCAAGGAAGAGGAGGAGGAAGUUAAUGGUUGUUUCAUGGAGAGUGACGAUAAUCUGAUCAGUACGACGUCGUUAUAUGAGUUGCUUUCCGAGCCUUACGAUAUGUACCAAUCUGAUUUCGGUCUUGAGGUUGAUGACCAAUUUGACCUUUUCCUCGAAAUUCCCUCUCUUGGACAAGAUUUAUCUUGAAUCUCUUUCUUUUGGUAUCAGUGACGAAUGAGAGAAAGAGACUCCUGAAAAAACCAAGUGCCUUUAGUAGUUUAUUACUAUAAAUGACAUGCAUAUAUGGUCAAUAAUUCUGAGUUUGGACUGUCUCUUUUUUUGUUCGAUUACCUCUCUCUAUCUCUUGCACAUGCUUACAGCCCUACAUGCCUAUCUGAGGAGGGAUUUCAUGCCAUUUGAAUGAAAGAAGCCUAUGUAGUACUAUAUUACUUAAUUGACUGUUUUAUCAAAAUGGUUUGUUGUUGAAACUUUA
Messenger RNA from Brassica napus (rape), 1311 nucleotides. RefSeq names its product transcription factor MYB106. The record is from RefSeq and is a predicted model, not a curated record. Lineage: Eukaryota; Viridiplantae; Streptophyta; Magnoliopsida; Brassicales; Brassicaceae. The transcript has 3 exons. The coding region runs from base 231 to 1025 and encodes 264 amino acids.